Molecule: messenger RNA, 1458 nt
Organism: Bipolaris victoriae FI3
Lineage: Eukaryota; Fungi; Ascomycota; Dothideomycetes; Pleosporales; Pleosporaceae
Exons: 3
Coding region: 1-1458 (485 amino acids)
Source: RefSeq, a predicted model, not a curated record
AUGCCGUUCAAUCUUUUGCUGCUGCUGGGUGCGGCUUUCCUCGUUGGCUCGGCUUUGGCCCUUCUUCGACGAAGCAGACGCACCAUUCUCCUUGAGCGACUUCGCGCUGGCGGGCGAAGAGUAUCAGGAGCGAGAACCCCUCCAAGAUCUCUUUCACCCAGCCAAAAGACAGAAAUUCCUCUCGAAGUCGACUACUCUGAUUCGUUCCCACCAUCACGGCGAUCAACCCUAGUCGGGAUCUUGAAAGAUGAGGAACUCGACGAGCCAACGGAGGACUGGACGAAGAACAUGCUGCCAAUAGAAACGUCGUACUUGAAAGCCGACGACACAAAACGUCUCCCCUGCGGGUUUUCCGUCAAAGAGAUCAAGGCUCUCGGCAACUUCCCUGACUAUGCUACCCUCAGCGGCGUACCACUUCCAAACCCAUAUCCCGAGUUUGACAUAAACAAGGCACUACCUCGACCAUAUCGACCGUUCCGAUGGCCAUACCACCAAACCAUGUCCCUCAGCAAACUCCAACCGGACUGGUGGAUCGAGCUCGAAAACACCUACAUAGAACGCAUCCAACAACGCAAAACCCUCUUCACCCAACACGGCACCGACGUCCUCGACGCCCUCCCGGGCUCCGAGCUCGCCUGCAAAGAACUCAUGGAAACAGCCGUACAAUUCCUCUGCGCCCGCUACCCGCACUACUUCUCCCUCUCCGCCGACAAGUCGAUGCUGCAAAACCGCAUCUUGAACUCUGAAACCAAUCUCUGCGCUACACACCCGUUGCACGUGCUGCUCGACAAUGUCCCCGAGGACUUUGCCGUCAUGCUGCGCGAUGAGCGCAGCGGCCGCUAUGUACUGCGCGCGGGCGUCAUUUGCAGUGCGUUGGGCUGGAAUCUAGGGACGAAGCUGGGCAAGCAUCUUGCGGAUAUUCAUGCGCCGAUUCCGGAUUAUAAGGAGAAAAUGGCGUUUUCAAUGGAUAGAUACUUCUCUAAAAAACCAACCGACAAACCCAUCCAACGCGGCUCCUGGGGUCUCGAAAUAAAGACCCCCCUCUACGCCCCUCCUUCCUCCCCCAUCCUCACCCACCGCACUCACCAACUCCCCGCCUCCCUUCUCCCGCUCUCUGACAUCCACUUGCGCGUAGACUGGCAAACGCUCCGCCGCCUCCCACUAUCAGGCGCUGUGAUAUUCAACUUCAAAGCGUUGUUCACACCAGUACAAGAGUUCAAGGAUGAACCCCGGGUCCCAGGGUUACUGUUGAAAGUGUUGGAAGAGGGGAAAAAGGAGUUGAUGGAGUACAAGGGGACGUGGCAUGUGGAGCAUGUGGUCAAGGAUGUGCUAAGGGCGUGGCAUGAGGAGCAGGUGGCGAAGGGGUGGGUGGAGGAAGGGUGGGAGGCUGAGACGUUGGGGGAGAGUCCGUGGUUUGAAGGGUGGGAGGGCAAGUGGAGGGGGAUGCAGGAGUUUUGA